Messenger RNA from Tachysurus vachellii, 10313 nucleotides. RefSeq names its product disco-interacting protein 2 homolog A (gene dip2a). Gene Ontology annotation, cellular component: cell surface. The transcript is spliced from 39 exons. Lineage: Eukaryota; Metazoa; Chordata; Actinopteri; Siluriformes; Bagridae. The coding region runs from base 342 to 5084 and encodes 1580 amino acids. The record is from RefSeq and is a predicted model, not a curated record.
AUAGUGGGCGCUAACGCUGUGCUCAGAAGGUGCGUGUAAACGGUGCGCAGAGAGCUCGGGAGCGCGCGUGUGCCUCGUGAGCGCGCCGUGCCCGCGCUGCGCCCAGUCAGUCCGGAGCUCCUGCUGCUGUCGCCGGUUCCGCUGUAAUGUAACGCCGAAUGGAGGCGUGCUGAGGACUUGCGGUGAAUUAAAGCGAAGCAGUCUGCUGCUCAGGACGAUCUCUGUGCUUCAGUGGAUUGUAAAGCUCGCCUAUGCGUUUGUGCCGAAUGCGAUAACCCCAGCACUCAGGCGUGAUUUGCACCAGUCGGGUCUCCAUAACGCAAGACGCACCGGACACCUUCAUGGCCGAGCGCAACUCCAGCGGAUUGGUGAUGAUGAUGAUGAUGAUGGAGCCGAGCCUCCCGGCGGAAGUGCGAGAGAAGCUGGCUGAGCUCGAGCUGGAGCUGUCUGAAGGCGACAUCACACAGAAGGGCUAUGAAAAGAAGAGAGGAAAGCUACUCGCACCCUACAUACCACAGAUGCAAGGUGUAGACCCGUCUCUGCAGACUGAUCCCCGUAUCUCAGCUUCCUCUCAGGCGGCUCCUCUCACUUCCAAACACAACAAACCCAGAGCAGCCAACUCACGGGACGAGCGUUUCAGAUCUGACCUACACACAGAAGCAGUGCAAGCAGCUUUAGCAAAAUAUAAAGAGAGAAAAAUGCCAAUGCCCUCGAAGAGACGGUCAGUUCUCGUCCAGUCCUCCGUAGAAGCCUGCACACCGCCUGACACAUCCUCAGCGUCAGAGGAUGAGGGAAGGAUGGCAUCGUCAUCACCGUUCCAGGCGCCAAACCCGAAUGUGGAACACUGGUUCAACCGCGUCAUUCAUCAUCACUGCUCAUCCACUUCCUCCUCCGCCUCCUCCACUUCAUCGUACCCAGGUGGGCGGAGCCAUCAUAGCUCUAACUCUGCCUCAAACUCUGCCACAGCUGCUACUGUUUUGGCUGACGUCAUGGCUCACACACAGCUCGAUAACCACUGUGCUCCUCCGGAUGUGACCGGUCUGGCUGAGCGUUCACAGGUAGCCUCAGUGAGAGGUCUUCCUCACGGAUACACACACACACACCCCAGCAGCGCUAUGGACACGGCUGACGGUGUCCCCGUGAACAGUCGUGUUUCGUCUAAAAUCCAGCAGCUCUUGAACACACUGAAGAGACCCAAGCGGCCGCCGCUGCGUGAGUUCUUCGUGGAUGAUUUCGAGGAGCUCCUGGAUGUCCAGCAGCCAGACCCUAACCAGCCCAAACCAGAGGGGGUCCAGAUGACUCCUCUGCAUGGUGAGCUGUUAGACAUAGGGACAAAAUGGCCACCGUCUCUCCUGUCCUCUCUGCAGCGAUGGGGAACAACACACCCUAAAAGUCCUUGUCUUACAUCACUAGACAACACUGGCAAACCCACCUACACCCUCACCUAUGGGAAGUUAUGGACACGCAGUCAAAAACUAGCAUACACGCUUCUGAACAAACUCAGCUCCCGGAACGAACCACUGCUGCGGCCUGGGGACAGGGUUGCCCUCGUUUUCCCUAACAACGACCCAGUGAUGUUCAUGGUGGCGUUUUACGGCUGUCUGUUGGCAGAGUUAGUGCCUGUGCCCAUAGAGGUGCCACUUACACGAAAGGAUGCGGGCAGUCAGCAAAUCGGGUUUCUCUUAGGCAGCUGUGGUGUGACUCUGGCUUUAACUACUGAUGUGUGUCAGAAAGGCCUUCCUAAAGCUCACACUGGAGAAGUGGCCACAUUUAAAGGUUGGCCUCGUUUGCUCUGGUUUGUUACCGAUGGGAAACAUGUUGUGAAACCCCCUAAAGACUGGAAUCCUCCAAUCAGAGACAGCAGCAAUGAGACAGCCUACAUUGAGUAUAAGACAAGCAAGGAAGGCAGCACAAUGGGCAUCACUGUGUCCCACACUGCCAUGUUGGCUCACUGCCAUGCGCUGACGCUGGCCUGCGGGUACACAGAGGGUGAAACCAUCACUAAUGUUCUAGACUUUAAGCGUGACGCAGGUCUUUGGCAUGGCGUUCUCACUAGUGUGAUGAACCGGAUGCACGUGAUCAGCAUCCCAUAUUCCCUGAUGAAAGUCAACCCUUUGAGCUGGAUCCAAAAAGUACACACCUACAAAGCGCGUGUUGCUGUGGUGAAGUCAAGGGACAUGCACUGGUCACUGCUGUCUCAGAGAGAUCAGAGAGAUGUCAGUCUGAGCUCAUUACGCAUGCUGAUUGUGGCAGAUGGAGCCAAUCCUUGGUCGAUCUCCUCCUGCGAUGCUUUCUUGAACGUGUUUCAGGCUCGAGGUUUAAGGCCUGAGGUGAUAUGUCCCUGUGCCAGCUCAGCCGAGGCUCUGACUGUCGCCAUCCGCAGGCCUCCAGAAAUGGGAGUCCCUCCACCAGGUAAAGCGGUUCUCUCUAUGAGCAGUCUGAGUCAUGGCGUGAUCCGAGUGGACACAGAGGAGAAACUGGCUGUACUCACACUGCAGGAUGUAGGACAAGUGAUGCCUGGAGCACUGGUAUGUGUGGUGCGACCAGAAGGAACGCCGUACCUCUGCAGGACGGACGAGGUGGGAGAGAUCUGUGUGAGCUCCUGCACUACGGGUGUGUCCUACUUCGGCCUGCCCGGCAUCACCAAGAACGUGUUUGAGACGAUUCCAGUGACCGCAUCUGGCUCUCCUGUUACUGAUCGCCCGUUCACUCGCACCUCGCUGCUGGGCUUCAUCGGACCGGACGACCUGCUGUUUGUUGUAGGGAAGAUGGACGGGCUGAUGGUCGUGAGUGGGCGGAGACAUAACGCUGAUGAUGUAGUGGCGACUGCACUGGCGGUGGAGCCAAUGAAAUUUGUCUACAGAGGACGGAUUGCUGUGUUCUCUGUGUGUGUGCUCCAUGAUGAGAGAAUCGUUGUGGUAGCAGAACAAAGACCAGAUGCAUCUGAGGAGGACAGCUUUCAGUGGAUGAGCCGAGUGCUGCAGGCGAUAGACAGCAUCCAUCAGGUGGGUGUGUACUGCCUAGCGCUGGUUCCUGCUAACACACUCCCCAAAGCAGCACUAGGUGGGAUUCAUGUGUCUGAGACGAAGCAACGUUUCCUGGAAGGAGCUCUGCACCCCUGCACCGUGCUUAUGAGCCCUCACACCUGCAUCACCAACCUGCCCAAACCUCGCCAAAAACAACCAGAGGUGGGUCCUGCCUCCAUGAUUGUGGGGAACCUGGUUGCUGGGAAGCGAAUCGCUCAGGCUUGUGGAAGAGACGUGACUCAGUUAGAGGAUCAUGAUCAGUUUCUGUACAUUCAGGAUGUUCUGCAGUGGAGAGCUCAGGCCACUCCCGAUCACCCGUUGUUCCUGCUGCUCAACGCCAAGGGUGCCGUGGCGAGCAAUGCGUCCUGUUUGCAGCUCCAUAAGCGUGCUGAACGUGUUGCUGUGGCUCUCGUGGAGCGUGGUAGACUGAACCCAGGCGAUCACAUCGCACUUGUUUACCCGCCCGGCAUUGACCUGAUUGCUACGUUUUACGGUUGUCUGUACGCCGGCUGUGUUCCUGUAACAGUCCGUCCCCCUCACCCACAGAACCUGGCUACGACGCUCCCCACCGUCAAGAUGAUCGUCGAGGUCAGUAAGUCAGUUUGCAUUCUGACCACACAAGCAAUAAUGAAGCUCCUGAAAUCUAAAGAAGCCUCAGCUGCCGUGGAUGUAAAGACGUGGCCGAUGGUACUAGACACAGAUGAUCUGCCCAGGAAGAAACUCGCACAGAUCUACAAGCCGCCGACUCCAGAGAUGCUCGCGUACCUGGACUUCAGUGUGUCCACUACAGGAAUACUCGCUGGAGUGAAGAUGUCUCACGCUGCUACCAGUGCCUUGUGUCGCUCCAUAAAGCUGCAGUGUGAGUUGUAUCCUUCACGACAGAUCGCCAUCUGCUUGGACCCGUACUGCGGCCUCGGCUUCGCUCUCUGGUGCCUCUGCAGUGUAUACUCAGGACACCAGUCUGUUCUGGUUCCUCCUCUGGAGUUGGAGAGUAACGUGUCUGUGUGGCUCUCGGCUGUGAGUCAGUAUAAAGUUCGCGUCACCUUCUGCUCGUACUCAGUGAUGGAUAUGUGCACUAAAGGCCUGGGCUCUCAGACUGAAGCUCUGCGGUUACGAAACAUCAACCUGUCGUGUGUGCGCACCUGCAUGGUGGUAGCCGAGGAGAGACCUCGAAUCGCUCUCACUCAGUCUUUUUCAAAGAUCUUUAAGGAUCUGGGCCUCUCGCCUCGAGCUGUCAGCACCACCUUCGGCUGCAGAGUCAACGUGGCCAUCUGCCUUCAGCCCAACAGACUGGGCAACCUGGCUGAUCAGGGUACAGCUGGUCCUGAUCCCACCACUGUCUAUGUGGACAUGAGAGCACUUCGACAUGACAGAGUGCGUUUAGUUGAAAGAGGCUCCCCACACAGCCUGCCCCUGAUGGAGUCAGGGAAGAUCCUGCCUGGUGUGAAAGUAAUUAUAGCUCACACAGAGACCAAAGGACCGCUCGGAGACUCUCAUCUUGGAGAGAUCUGGGUUAGCAGCCCCCACAAUGCCGCAGGAUACUACACAGUUUACGGUGAGGAGGCGCUGCACGCUGAUCACUUCUGCACUAAGCUGAGUUUCGGUGACACGCAAACCGUGUGGGCGCGAACAGGAUACCUGGGCUUUUUGCGCAGGACUGAGCUCACUGAUGCCAGUGGAGAACGGCAUGAUGCCCUGUAUGUAGUAGGAUCUCUGGAUGAGACACUUGAGCUCAGAGGGAUGCGUUAUCACCCCAUUGAUAUCGAAACCUCUGUCAUCAGAUCACACAAGAGCAUCGCUGAGUGCGCCGUGUUUUCGUGGACUAACCUGCUGGUGGUGGUGGUGGAGCUGGAAGGCUUGGAGCAGGAGGCUCUGGAUCUCGUUCCGCUCGUCACCAACGUGGUUCUGGAGGAGCAUUACCUGAUCGUGGGUGUGGUGGUGGUGGUGGACCCUGGCGUCAUUCCUAUCAACUCUCGCGGUGAGAAGCAGCGCAUGCACCUGCGUGAUGGCUUCCUCGCCGAUCAGCUCGACCCCAUUUACGUGGCCUACAACAUGUGAAACCAGGAAGUGAGAAAGUGAGACAGGACGACGUUUUUUCCUUCUGCACAUCUUGAUGAUGAGUGAACAUGAUGGAACUAUGCAGCGUGUGUGUGUGUGUGUUUUCCUCUAAGGAAGACUGUUGCCUCUGAAACAGUGUCUCCCCAUUUCAACUGACUGACAUUUUGGGUUUGUUGUUAUUUCAAAUAUCAGGUUCAAGGAAUAUUACAAUAUAUACAAAUGUCCUUUCAGGUUAAAUGUAAUUAACUUUUUUUGCACUGGAUUUAUGAUGCUAAUGUAGUUAUAAAUAAUGGAAGUCUGUCUCACCUAAAACCAUGCCUAAAUUGUUUUGUCAUAGUGAUUGGCUUAUAAUAAAUAGUGAAAUUUAAACUACUUCUACAUUACCUCUACAGUACCUUCAUAUUUUUGGAAACAGGUAUUUUUGGAAAAAGGGUUGAAUGUUACUCAUCUGCACUUAUUAUUUUAUUAUUUUAUUUCCAUUCUUCCAAGAUGGCCACCACCUGUAAUGUUACAGGAUGCAUCUCGAACAGCUCUAUAGCUCCCUAGCUGGAGAAUCAGUACAUCAGGUAAACAAAUUCAGCCACUGGUGAAGUCUCUGGCUCACUAGAACGCUGAUGACACUUGUGACAUUCUAAUUUCCUCAUCAGUUACUGCGAAAACUUAAAAUAAUUAAGUUUUGUAUGUCAUGUAAAUUUGUUAGCUUAAUCACACAAAUUUUUUUGUCAUGACACUUCAGGCAGGAUCACAGACUAGCUAGUAAAAGUUGAUUGAUUGACUCAAAUAAACAUGAAAUAAAGUUAAAAAUCAAAAUUUAAGUAUCAUUUUAGAGCUACAACAAUAACAGACUAUUACAUUUGUAGACGAAAUUGACUGAAAGUUUAUCCUCCUUUUUUUUUUGUCUAUUUUUUUUUUCAAUAUGAGAUGCUUCAGAAUAUAUGACUGAACAAUGUCUAGUAAGGGAACAUUGGGAGCUGUGAUGAAUUAUGGGAUUUUUUUAGGGGUGAAAAGAUUAUCCAGUUACUGAGAAAUACAGUACUAAGUCAUCGUGUAACGGAAGAGAAUGUUGUUGCUUAGUUACGCACUGUAAACAAACUCCUUGUAGCUUUUUACUUCUCUUCAUUCAUUAAUCCUUAUUUAAUCCAUUAUAUAUAAGUGAAUUUCCAUUCCCUCGAUUUUAUUCCAGAUUUAAUUUAAACUUCCCUAAAACGUGACUUAGCAACAUACGGUCACAAAAGUACUCCAUCAGGCAAGGAGUUGUGUGCAAUAUUAGCUAAAAAAAUGUGAUCCACAUUUAGAAAAUCUACCAGAAAUAUUAUCCCAUCUAGGUACCUUAGGAAUUCUCAUUUCGACACGCUGUGAUCUUGGAUACGCUAACUAUAAUAUCAUAUAGUAUUUAUUAAACAUAGUAACGAAGUUCUGUUAUUCAGUGAGUAUUUGUGUUCCUAUGUGUUGUCUUUUAGGCCUAAAUGUCUCUUACCAGCUUCAUAAUAGUAACAACGGGAGAUUAAUUUUCCGUCACACACAUGACUUGACCAAAAAAAAAAACAACAAUGGAUGUGGUUUGUGGAUGUUAGAUAAUAAUUUGUGGUGAGACAAACCUUCUGUUAUUGUUAUCUACAUGAGCAUCAUAUGUCUAGCAGGAAAAAAAAAACUAAAGAGACUUUGGAUACCCAACAUAUCUUGGCUGGCUGGCUUUGAUUUGAUUUUUAAAAACAACAAUGAGGAGUAUAUAUAACUCAUACAACACAACACAGCCCAGCCAUUACUGCUGAUCUUCAUAUUCAAUCCCAAAUCAGCACUUUACUCCAUCUCUCACUCAGAGACUUUCUGUGUUUUUUUUUUGCGGACCGAGCGAGCACAAAUGGAGAAGUCCGCUCUCAUCUCAGCUUCCUGAUCAAAGUAAAACAAAACAGUUUCAUCAUAUCCCAGCAGACUGACAUGCUUCAAAAUCUACAAGAGAUUUUACAGACUACCGAAAGUGCAAUAUGAAAGAUAAGAGCUGAUCUGAUAUAUUGGUGUAUGUACCGCAAUUAUUAUUAUGUGGGUUUGAUGCUCAGGAUUGCAGUUUUUCUCUUUUGCUUACACACAGUGUCACUGCUUUAAAAUACCUCAACACUAAUUAGGCUAGACACCUAGCACAACAAGACCCAGGCUGUGUUAUUAACCACAACAUAUCAGGUGAAUUAAUUUGCUUAUUAUGAAUAAGCGGCAGCUAUUUUUCAGGUGCUGACGCAAUUAGGCUACUGUUUGCGGAAUAUCAUGGCUAACUAGCAUGUUAGCUUUAGUAGCAUGCUAAUCACACAGGUCCUUAAGGUUACCUCUGUCUGUUCAUUUGAACCGCAUCAGGUUUAUGAAAACGCCAUGUUUGUCAAAUCUUUUAUGGAACUUUGCUCCAUAAUAUGUGGUGAUGCCCUCUAAUCUGUCCUAAAAUAUAUCUGUUUUUUCAGUGGCAGUGAAUGUUGUAGCUUUAAUCUUGUGUUCAGUGUGAAGUUGUUUGCAGUUCAUGAUUCCAGGAGUUUUAGGAAUAAGAAAUUAUUGUCACUCAUGGGUUAGACUCUGUCUAUAAGGUUUAUUGUACUUAUAUUAUAUUAAUGUAAGUAUUGCUGAUUAAAUAUUAAAUGGAUUUUCCAUGAGUAAAAAAAGUCUAGAACAUUCCUGAAAUAAUAUAAUAAAGCUUUCUUUUCUUUCAAAUCUCCUAAGUUUUAAAGAUUUAGCUCUAAAAUUACUAAAUUAUUAUUUUUUUUAGAAGUGAUAUUUUACUAAACAAUUAUAUAAAUAUAUAAAGGAAGGAAGAAAAAAGUCUGUAAGUGAAAUCUGGCACCAAAACAUUCUUUCUUUCUUUCUUUCUUUCUUUCUUUCUUUCUUUCUUUCUUUCUUUCUUUCUAUCUUUUAACCUUUAUAUUCAUUCCGUACAUUUCCCUAAAAUAUAUAAAAAAAAUAAGGAAUCUUGAAUUGACUGUCUGUAAGAGUGGAUGUGGAUGUGGAUGAUGCUACACAUGUCAGGGUUAAUAACACAGUCCUGUGUGUGCAUUUGAGAAAAACUGUAAAGAACUGCAUAUAAUAUCACCAUCAUUAAGCUGAUGCUUAUACUGUACAUGCAAAAGACUUCAACAAAACAAAAAUGCAACAGCAAACCAGAAAACUCAAGAUUAGUGGUGUAAAUCAGAUACAAAACUUAUAUUCAACACUGGAAACUGUGGUGUCUUGAUCAGGAAAAUAUAAGCAAUGUGUGAAAGAAGUACACAAUAAUGUGCCGGUGUAUGUGUGAUGGAUUCGGACGCAAAAGAACAUGCAACCAACACAAAAACUGUGCAUUAUUCUCAGACUACUGUGACUCCGAGUGAUGUGGCUGAAGCAUUGAGCUUUACAUUAUUCUCCUGUUAGCCAGUUGUGCUCUCAGAGACAUGUAACUCUUUAUAGCUCUGGUUGAGUUUUUAAAUCCUGGAAACGCCAUUACUGAAUAUAUGAACCUUCCAUCCGCUGUGGUGAUUUUUUUAUCCUGGACUGAAUCAGCAAGGAAAAGCCUGAAUGCUGAGAGACUGCAGCAUGCGUGCUUAGUGUUUUCACCUAUUUUCAGCUAGUUUAUAGUAUCAGUGCUGGUGUAUUGUACAGAUAUUCAGCACACUCUAAUGUUUCUGUCCACAAACCUCUCGCUGACUUAACGUCCCAGGAAACCAAAGUGCUUUCUACACCAUUACCUUAAAGUUUUAAGGGAAUCUUUCAGUUCCUGUCUGCAGCUAACUGCAGCCAUGGAUGCUUUUCCUGUACUAAUACAACAGAAAAACAACAUUCUAAUUCAGUUCAUGAUCAAAAGAAAGAAUUUAUUCAGAAAAGUAUAUGCUGGUUUCCUCACAUAAUAUAAGCAGUAUAUUAUGAUGAAUAAACUAUAUCAAAUUGAGAGCCUUUAAUCAAACAAAAUAAUCCAGUAAAGAGAAAUUCGUUCUUUUUAACAGCCUGGCUUUCUUUAGGCGAGUUUUUCAGCAUUUGCAUAAUCAACAGGUUGACUGAAUAUCUAACAUAAUAAUAAUAAUUAUAAUAAAGGCAUUAGUAGAUUAAUUUAGCCUCCAAGUCUAAACCUCCUCUGACUCUGUCUCUCAGACUGACAUGUGGUCUAGCCAAUCAGCAUCGAGCAUGCGAUGAUCAACAGUCUCGCUUAUGUGGUGCGUUUUCAAGGUUGUUGCAGUGUUGUUGCAGUGUUUUCUGGUUUGCUGUUAGUUCUUUGGUUUGUUGUUAUGUUUCAAACAGCAUCAACAUAAAGGUUACUCGUUCUUCAUCCGGCAUCUUGACAUGAGCCUUAAAUAUUUCCUGUUACCCGUAGACACAUUUCAUACCUUGUAUUUUUUUCUUAAUCAUUCCUAUCAGGGUUGCAGUGUGAAUCAUAUUUAAGAUAUUAUUACCGUUAUCUCCAUUAUACGUAUCUAUACGUCAUCAUGUCAGGCUCUUUGUUUCAUUGGUAAGUGUGUAACUGAGUUUUUGUAUCGAAACAGCAGAUUUAUACAUGUCUUAAAUUUUCUGCUUGAGCUUCAUGACCAUUCAUGACCUAAACUCGCAUGCAUCACACAUGAAAAUGAAUGUACUGGGGUGACAUUUUCCAAAGUGACUUAUGUACUGUGCUUUACUGAUACAGAAGCUAAUUUUUAAUCCACACCCACCCUUUUUUCCAGAACAUCAGAACGAAUGAGCAGAAACAGCAGAGUAACUUCAGGAAAAAACAAAAAUCUUGAGUACAGGUGUAAAGGGCUUCGUUUCAGUGCUUGUUUUUGAGUGUAAGAAUAGUCGCUUGUAUUUUUCAGAUCCAUUAGUCGCUGUAUAAUAAAAAAAAGGCCAGCAUUGUAAAGAGGAUGCUUAUUUCCAUGGCUGUAUUCUGUAUUUUUUUUUUUCUUCUUUUUUUUUGUGAGCUGUGUCAGGCAGUAAGCCUGCUGUAAUUAUGUACAGAAUUUGUGUAAGUUAUUACUGAGAUCCUAGAACAUGGUAGGAAUAGAAUAAGCCUCAGAGCUAACCAAAAUUUCACCAUUUCUUCACCAAACAUCAGCAAUGUAUAUGUAUGCUGUUUUUGUUCUGUUACACAACACUGGGAGGAUGCAGGGACUGUUUUUGUUUCCAGGAUUACAAAGCACAUGUGGUUUCCUCAGUGUCAAACCUGUUAACGAAUGUUCUGAGCAAUCAGCUGACAUGGCUUUUUGUCCUAUGUUAACAUGAUUUUUUUCUUAAUAAACAACUUGCUUUUAA